Penicillium canescens is the source of this 1251-nucleotide messenger RNA. RefSeq lists its product as uncharacterized. The transcript has a single exon. The coding region runs from base 1 to 1251 and encodes 416 amino acids. NCBI's taxonomy places the organism in Eukaryota, Fungi, Ascomycota, Eurotiomycetes, Eurotiales, Aspergillaceae. The record is from RefSeq and is a predicted model, not a curated record.
AUGUCUAUCGAGGCACAACACCAGCUAUACGAGGAGAAAUACUUGGGACAGCAGAACAUCUACGGGAACCAACAGCAGCACUUGAAGCGUAUGAACCAGAAGCUCCAAAACAACCUCCGUAAGGAACAGAUCAAUCGUGAGCAACACCUGAACCAGGGUCGCCAGCAGCAGCAAUAUCAACAGACAACCCACUUCACCCAGCUGCCCCAUGCAACCCAAUUGCCCCAGUUAAUGCAGUCGUCCCAGUCGGCUAAGAAAGAGCCGGAGCGCGAUCAUUACCUACAGCAUCUGCAACAGGCCCGCCAGAAACAGGCUCGCAAGCAGCUGCCUCAGUCGAUGCAGACAUUCCAGGCGUCUCGGCAACUGACGGAAGACGAAAGUCACCUAGAGCAUUUGCGACUGGCCCGCCAACAACGGGCUCACCAGUCGAUUCAGACAUUCAUGUCUGAUCCGCGCAAGACGGAACACGAACAGCACCUAUACAAUAUGCAAUUGGCCAACCAGCAGCAUCAGUACCUGGUGUCGUCACAGUCGCCACAGACACAGACACCCAAGUCGGCUCAACAGCAAAUGGAUCACAAGAUACACCUACAACAAUUGCAACUGGCCCACGAGCAACAGGCUCGCCAGGAGCAUGCCCGCCGGCAGCUGUCUCGGUCGUUCCAGACACUCCACCCGGCUGAGCAACAGAUGGCGCAUGAGCAGCACCUACGGUAUUUACAGCACCGGAACCAGGCCUGCCAGCAACAGCAAUACCAGCAGUCGCCCCGCUUGUUCCAGCCGAUCCAAGCACCUCAGUUGAAUCAGCUGCCCCAGUCAAGCCCGUCACCCCAAUUGCCUCAAUUGGUCUACCCGGCCCGGCAGAUACAGGUCGCUCCACCAAUAUGGGUCGCUCGUCAAGCCGGGCCGGCUUAUGGUACCCCAUAUCCAAAUCAGCAACUGCAGACUGUUCCUCAAGGCCAGACUGCUUAUCUCACUCCCCCUACUGCACAACAGUAUCAACCGGCCGUUUCUGCUUCGUUAUUCCACCAUGGAGCCAGCCACAAUUUGCCUAUCGAUCGCAUGCAGCUCAUUUCUCCGGCACCUUCCCGCAAGAGGGGCUUUGAGUUUGUGGACAACGUCGUGCCCGAAAGCUUUGUGGCCAACCCUGAUAGCCAUGGCCGAUGGGUCGUCCCAGACACCAAGAGAAAGGAAAAGAUCUACUUGAACGGACCUCACAGCAAGAAAGCGCGACUUGCCCUCGAGGAAUGA